AUGGCGGAGCCUAUUAAGAAUCGUCGUGCAGAGGUUCCUGCUCCCACUCCGCAGAAUACACCUGCCAGCAAUGCCCCGAUCUCUUCGCAUGCCCAACAACCGGGCGUUGCCAGCAUCAAGGAAGAGGAUCUAGAUCGCGCUGCCGCCGCGUCUAUCUUUGCCCAGAACCCACGGCUAGUCCAGAUGAUCCAAGGUCGACUUGGUUCUCUGGUCGGUCGCUCUUCCGGCUACAUAGAGUCUUUACCUCAACAUGUUCGUCGCCGUGUUGCUGGUCUGAAGGGUAUUCAGAAGGAUCACUCGAAGCUCGAGGCUGAGUUUCAAGAGGAGGUUCUUCAGCUUGAGAAGAAGUACUUCGCCAAGUUCACCCCCCUCUACGAGAAGCGCGCCGCAAUCGUCAACGGCAAGGAAGAGCCUACCGACGACCAAGUCAAGGCCGGCGAGGAAGACAAUGAGGACGAAACCAAAGCUGAGGAAGAGAAGAAGGAGGCGACCGACGAUGCGGCCGCCGAAGUUACCGAGCUUGUCAAAGGCAUUCCUGAGUUCUGGUUGUCUGCCAUGAAGAACCAAAUCUCGCUUGCCGAGAUGAUCACUGACCGUGAUGAAGCCGCUCUCCGCUUCCUUACUGACAUCCGAAUGGAAUACCUCGACAAGCCGGGAUUCCGCUUGAUUUUCGAAUUCGCCGAGAAUGAGUUUUUCACUAACAAGACCAUUACCAAGACGUAUUUCUAUCAGAAUGAGAGCGGCUAUGGUGGUGAUUUCAUCUACGACCACGCCGAGGGUGAUAAGAUCAACUGGAAGGAGGGCCAGGACCUCACUGUUCGUAUCGAGAGCAAGAAGCAAAGAAACAAGAACACCAAGCAGACCCGCAUUGUCAAGAAGACUGUUCCUACCGAGUCAUUUUUCAACUUCUUCUCGCCUCCGAAAGCACCUGGUGAUGACGACGAUGACGAUACUGCUUCAGAUAUCGAAGAGCGUCUUGAGCUAGACUACCAACUUGGUGAGGAUAUCAAGGAGAAGUUGAUUCCCCGAGCCAUCGACUGGUUCACUGGUGAAGCAUUGGCUUUUGAGGAGCUCGACGACCUUGAGGAGCCGUUCGACGAGGAGGAAGAUGACGAAGAUGACGACCUUAGUGAAGACCGUGAUGAUGACGAAGAGGAAUCCGAUGAUGAUGAUGAUGGUGCGAAGCCGAAGCAGGAGGCGCAAGAGUGCAAGCAGAGCUAA
Messenger RNA from Annulohypoxylon truncatum, 1221 nucleotides. Its product is annotated as NAP-domain-containing protein. Bases 1 to 1221 code for a protein of 406 amino acids. Gene Ontology annotation, cellular component: nucleus; chromatin. Gene Ontology annotation, molecular function: histone binding; chromatin binding. The transcript has 5 exons. The record is from RefSeq and is a predicted model, not a curated record. Gene Ontology annotation, biological process: nucleosome assembly. Lineage: Eukaryota; Fungi; Ascomycota; Sordariomycetes; Xylariales; Hypoxylaceae.